AUGCCGCCGCAGUGGCCGUGGCUCCAGCCCGCCGCCGCCGCCGCCGCUCGCCGCGCCACCCCCUUCGUCUUGCGCGGGAGGCGCUGCUCCUCCUCGGUCUCCACCUCCUUCUGCGCCUCGGCGCCCUCCGGCCACGCCCGCGAGCAGGAGGAUGAGCAGUCGCUGGUUGUGGUGGGCGGCGGCGCCGCCGGGGUGUACGCGUCGAUAAGGGCCAAGACCCUGGCUCCCCACCUCAACGUGGUGGUCAUAGAGAAAGGGAAGUUCUUGUCCAAGGUCAAGAUCUCCGGCGGAGGGCGGUGCAAUGUCACCAACGGGCACCAGCUCGACCCAUCGGGACUUGCGAGAAAUUAUCCUAGGGGGUACAAAGAACUCCGGGGAUCCUUCUUUCGCACCCAUGGGCCACAGGAUACCAUGCACUGGUUUUCGGAUCAUGGUGUGGAGCUUAAGACCGAAGACGAUGGAAGAGUCUUUCCUGUCACCGACAACUCUGCUUCGGUAGUAGACUGCCUGCUGAAUGAAGCGAGAAGACUUGGAGUUUCCCUGCAGGCUGGUAAAUCCGUGUCGGGUGCAUCUGUCAAUGACAAUGGGAAAUUUCUUGUGGAAGUUCAGAAGCGUACUGUUGAUUUUGUUGAUUACAUCGAUGCCAAUUAUGUCUUGGUUGCGACAGGCAGUAGCCAGCAGGGUUACUCGUUUGCUGCACAACACGGUCACUCUAUUAUUCCGCCUGUGCCCAGCUUAUUCACAUUUAAAAUUGCAGACAAGCGACUGGCUGAUCUCUCUGGGGUAUUGNUCACAAGGGUCACGGCAAAGCUGAUGCUAGAUGGCAUUCAGAAAAGCGCUCCUGAGUUAACUCAGACUGGACCUAUGUUGGUUACACAUUGGGGGCUUAGUGGCCCUGUUGUUCUUCGAUUUUCUGCAUGGGGAGCACGUGAACUAUAUCAGGACAAGUACCAAGCAAAGCUUGUGGUUGACUUCAUACCGGACAUUCACAUCGAGGACGUGAAGCGGAUCCUAUUCCAGCACAAAGACCAACAUGCGAAGAACAAAGUAAAUAACGCCUUUCCCAAGGAGUUUGGUCUGGUGAAGAGGUUUUGGGGAUUCCUUCUAGAACAAGAGAGUUUAGAUGGUGACAUGCACUGGGCCACCGUGCCAAAAAGUCAUCUAAAUGCGAUAGCCCUUCGCUUAAAACAGUGGAUGUUUGAGGUUGUUGGGAAGGGUCAAUUCAAAGAUGAAUUUGUGACAGCUGGAGGUGUUCCACUUUCAGAGAUAUCGCUUAGCACCAUGGAAAGCAAGAAGCAGCCCAAUCUGUUCUUUGCAGGAGAGGUACUUAACGUCGACGGGGUCACGGGCGGAUUCAAUUUUCAGAAUGCAUGGACUGGUGGGUAUAUAGCUGGGACAAGCAUUGGCACAUUGGCAUCAAACAGCAUUCUCAAAGAAGAGCAAGCCUGUUUGCAACUACAAGGAUCUUAA
This is a messenger RNA of Triticum turgidum subsp. durum (durum wheat), 1470 nucleotides long. The record is from the annotation of a GenBank genome assembly. NCBI's taxonomy places the organism in Eukaryota, Viridiplantae, Streptophyta, Magnoliopsida, Poales, Poaceae.